This is a messenger RNA of Drosophila montana, 3906 nucleotides long. RefSeq names its product serologically defined colon cancer antigen 8 homolog. Gene Ontology annotation, cellular component: centrosome; centriole. Gene Ontology annotation, biological process: centrosome cycle; tube formation; establishment of cell polarity. The record is from RefSeq and is a predicted model, not a curated record. NCBI's taxonomy places the organism in Eukaryota, Metazoa, Arthropoda, Insecta, Diptera, Drosophilidae. The coding region runs from base 359 to 3706 and encodes 1115 amino acids. The transcript has 7 exons.
ACGCUCUGCAAUGGCAGGAAAAAAAGAACUAGGCGUGUCCAGUGAACCGUGACGCGUGCACACAUGGUCAAAAGUGUAUGCAUGUGUGUGUGUAUACCCGGCAGGGUUAAAGGACUGAGCACAUUUGUAUUUUGGCCAACUCGUCGUCCCGGCAACCGUUCGAGGCCCGUGGCACAAGUGCAGCAUUUGUCACCCCAAUGAAAAUGGGCAGCCUCAGUUCUCGGCCGACUCGCGCACUAUGCGCUUUCAUAGGGAUACAUUUUUUACUUACUAGAAAUAAAAAAAUGUGAUUUAGUAUAGAUGUAAAUCGCUAAAAAGUGCCGCGUUUCUCUGUUUUGCUACCUUUAGAAAUUUCUCGAUGAAGUCCUCGAAGGGCAUCAGCAAGAAGAGCAAAUCGAUGGAUUAUACAAACUAUGCGUAUAACGAGGCGGUGGGCCGCCUGAAGGUAAUGCUGGCCGAUAGCUCCUAUGCGGCCACGCCCAAAAUGGUCGGCAGUGCGGCGGCCUAUUUGCGCAACUUCAAUGAGGACUCAGGCGAUAAUUUCUCGGACAAUUUGUCGGUCAUUGAACGACCCGUUUUCUCGGACAUUUCCAAGUAUUUGUCGCCCAGCCAGAAGACGCGCAUCAGUGCCUAUCGUCCCAAGAAGAGCUAUGGCGCUGUCUAUCUCUCCGCUUCCAAGGAGAAUCUAGCCACGACACCAGUUCUGUAUCCAAGCAAUGUGCCACCGCCUACUCUGCCCACGGACAGCGUUCAAGCGCCAGUCGAGAUCUUCAAUUUUAUUGAGAAGCAGGAGGAUUACAUUGAGCAGCUGGAGAAGGAGUCCAAGUACUGUCGCAACGAGCUGACAAAUUUGCUGGGUAAGGUGAAGGAUGUGAUCAACGAGAAUGAGCAUCUGACGGAGAAUGCGCGCAGCGAGCUGGCGGCACUGGGCAGUGGCACUUCCAAGCUCCCACAGGUCACCACUACAAGCACCCCCUCCUCGGAUAGCGAUGAGCACCUGCUUUUUGCCGCCGGCCGCAAGACGCCAGGCACGCCACGCAAGAGCAAUCCGAAGGUGCAAUCUCCGCGCUACGCCAGUGCGCCCAACAUUGUUUACGAGGCACGCAUCAGCGAGCUGGAGGCGGAGCUGAUGCAGGCCAACAUCGAUCUGAAACGCGUCCGGACCGAGAACGAGGAGCUGAAGCGCAAGCUGGCCCACACGGAUCCCCUCAGUGCUGUGGCCACCUUGGGCAGCGGCAACUGUGAGACGCACCGCAAGCAGCUGGAGCUGCUGCAGCAGGAUAAAACCACCCUGGAGGAAUCUGUGCGCCAGUUACAGCGCCUGCUGGAUGAGGCCAAGUCACAGCAACACAACAGCGCCAGCUCCAAGCGAUAUAUAACUGACCUGGUGCAAAUGGAGCGCUCUCAGGCUGAGCUGGAGGUACGCCACCUUCGGGAUGAGCUUGACAGGCAGCACGAGCGCGUGCGGGAACUGCAACAUGAGAUGGCGCGACGCUUGGCCGAUGAGCGAGCGAGUGCGGAGCGCCGCUACAACAGCCAAGUGGAUCAGCUGGGCGGUGAUCUGAGCAGCCAGUGGGAGCAGGUGGCUAAACUGCAGCUGGAGCUGGAGCGUCAAAAGCGCUACGAAACGGAUCUCAAACGCGAUAUGGCCAAUCGAAACUCACAAAUAGACGAGCUGAAGAUGGAAUUGCGCGCCAAUCGUACUACUUUCCUGGCAGACAUGGCACAGGCCAAUGCGGAGAAGCAAUCGCUAGAACAGGAGAUUACCGCGCUGCGCCUGCAGCUGGACCGUGCGGCACGCGAGACCAAGACGGAGGCGUCUCGGCUUACGGCGGAGAUCAAUUCGCUGCGCCAACGUCUUGAUCGUGGCGAUGCGGAUCUGCUGCACUCGAAGCGAGAGGUCUUACGGCUUAACGAUGACAUUGCAAAUCUGGAGAAGGAGCUGGCCUACGGUGAGCUGAAGAACGAAAUACGACCCACCAAAAAAGAUUUGGAUAAACGCAUUUCAGAGAUGCAGGAUAAGCAUGCGGAAACGGUAAAUGAGCUCGAAGAAAUGAUAAACUCUCAGAAGCAACUCAUGGAUAAACUGACGAACGAGUGUAAAACGUUAACCGGCAAAUUAGAGGAUACAACAUAUAAGCACAACCAAGAAAAGCUACAACUACGCGCUACCAAUGAGCAGCUAAUGGCGCGUCUCAGGCAAAUUUGGUCGAAAUAUAAGUCACAAUUAGUUCACAAUAGCAUUAACGAGCUUAGUUCCGAUGAGCCAAUACCCAACGAUGAACGCAUUUGUUCACCAAAAAUGCACCCAAUAGAGACCAUACAGCCGCAUACGACUACGAGCCGUCCACAUAUGGCACAACAAUUGAACCCAUACAAAGCACCCCACAACUACACAACAACAACGCUGACGACGACUACAUCAAACCCAGUGCCAGUGCCUACGGCUACGAUGCAACAGCAGCGACAGCAUCAGCAACAGCAGCAGCAGCAGCAGCAGCAACUGUUGCCAACAGCAACACAGUUGCUGGCACAGCUGCAACAGCGCGCAGAAGCAGCAACAGCAAUGGCAGCUCCAGCCUUCUGCCCGACAGCAGCCGCAGUUAUGGACUCAACGAUAACGAUGACGAAAAUCUCAAGGACAACAUUGGCAUGGGCGAAAAGCAGCAGCAACAGCAGCAGCAGCAACAACAGCAACAGCAACAACAAGAAGUCGAGCAACAACGCGAGCGACAGCGCGAACGCGAGGAGCGAGAUCGGGAGCUGCAACAGCUGCGCGAGCAACGUGAAAAACGGGAACGGGAACGCGAGCAAACGGAGCAGCAGCAGGCGCAGCUCAAUCGACGGUACAGCAAUGCCGAGCCAGAGCAACUGCAACAGCAACCACUUGAAGAUGCCAGCGUCUCCAAUGUCGGCAGCGCCAAUCUUGCCGCCUACAACACAGAUUACAGUGCCUACGAUCAACAGCAAUAUGAUGUCAGUGGCUAUGAUGCCAGCGCCUAUGCCCAGCAACCAUACGAUGCUCAGCAGUAUGGCUACGAUGGCAAUGCCGGCUACGACUACAGCGCCGGCGACUAUGCGCAGUCCGGAUAUCAGUAUGAUGCCUCGCCAGAUGCAGCCAACACAAACAACCAGCCACAGUAUCAGUCAACUGCCGGAGCCGCAGCGGAGUACGCGCGAUCGCCACCGCCGACAACGACGACGGCGCCAACGACAAGUGCCACAUCAUCAGCAGCCCCUGUUGGAGUUGCCGGCGUCGGUUCUGUGCCCUUACCAACAGCGAGCCGUACACAAUCGCGCCCGAGCAGCGGCUCUGUGGGGCCAGCAGCUACAGCUGGAGCCAUCGGCGGCGGCAGAUCCGCUGUGCCACAACAGUCUGCCACGCCAGCCACCGGCAAGAAGUAGCUGGAGUCCCGAGUCGAACGAUCGCACGCCAAUCGAUCCGCUGCAGCUGGAGUUCGGCAUUAGCAGUCCCAGUCUGAUGCGCUCCAGCGAUGCCUCCAAUCUCGAAGACGGCGACUCUUGCGCCGAUUUGAGUGAAACCUUCGUCCUGCAAGCAGCGGACUCCGAUGCCAGCCUAUCGCCAGCACACACCACCAUUGUCACAGUGCGCCGAGCAAGUGCACCGGCGGCGGUGCAACAGGCACAGAAUCUCAACGAGACUAUAAUCAUUGAGGGGCAGCCGGAGCGGAAUAUAUGUACAUAGGUGAAAUUGCUGACCGAAACGUCGAUGAUUGAGCGUGACCAUCGUGCAUUCUAGUUUUAAGCACACGUUUUCCAGUUGCUAGUCCAACCUUUUCCAUUAUAUUAUUCUACUCAUAUGUUUCGGAUUGGCUUUUACAAAUAUAACCAACAUAUGCUAUUAACAUUUUGUAAUUACAACCAUUUUAAAUGCAAUACAAAUUA